Messenger RNA from Morone saxatilis (striped sea-bass), 1792 nucleotides. Its product is annotated as keratinocyte-associated protein 3. The transcript is spliced from 6 exons. Lineage: Eukaryota; Metazoa; Chordata; Actinopteri; Moronidae. The coding region runs from base 88 to 750 and encodes 220 amino acids. The record is from RefSeq and is a predicted model, not a curated record.
AGGGACGUUGGAGUUUCUGCUGUUGGACAGGUGCAGGAAAAGUACGGACAUUAAUUGAUUGAAAGGGAAACGUGAGACAGCGGAGAGAUGUGUACUUUUGAUAAAGACAAAGGGCCAAGGAGGCUAAUGAAAAAGGGAUUAACUCUCAUCCUGGUUGGCCAUAUUAACUUCAUCCUUGGAGCUAUUGUACAUGGCAAUGUCCUCCGCCACAUUUCUAAACCCAAUCAGCAUAUCUCCACUGAAUACACUGUAGCCAACAUCAUCUCUGUCACCUCUGGCCUGCUGAGCAUUGCUUCUGGGAUUAUUGCCAUCGUGGUGUCAAGGAACCUGCAUGUGAUAAAACUGCAAAUCGGACUUCUAAUUACAUCGUUCCUGAAUGCCCUGCUCUCAACAGCAUGUUGUAUUGGGCUCCUUUUGGCCAUUAGUAUCACAGUUGCCCACAGUGGGCAGAGUUUGAUGCUGGGAUGCAAUGACACAAAGCUGCCCAUCAACGCUAGGUCACCUGUCAGUGCCAGGUGCCCAUUUGAUACAACACGAAUAUAUGACACCACCCUGUCGCUGUGGAUCCCUUGUGCUGUGUUGGCAGGGUUUGAGGCUGGGCUGUCUGUCUGGUGCUUCAUCGUUGGAUUGGCUCUCAGAGGGGUUGCACCAUGUGGAAACAGCUACAUCAAAGAGCAGUUGGAAGAAGAAGCUCAGUGUUCUGCCCACAGCCGACGCCUGAUUGGACAGAGCUUGAACCCUGACGCCUAACUGAGCAAAAAAGCAGGAAAGACACCACUCCAUGUUGACAAGCACAGCUAAAUCCCAAAAGGCAUUGCUGCACCUGUAUUGAGACUUGUACAUUUUGCCCUACAGUAAGCUGGGUGAGUGUCACUGUGGAACAAAAGUGAAAUCAGUUUUCAUGCUUUGUGGUAUCAUAUAACCACAUACCCCGAUUCAAGGAUGAGCUACCAAAUGGCUCUUUUUGCUUUCAUUUAUAAAUCAAAUUGUUUAUCUUGUAUCUGAGGCUAUGAGCAGAAUACAUUUGGGUUCAAUUAAUUGCAUCUGCACUUGCUGAAAUUAAUGGUAAAUUCAGUUACAGUGACGCAUGAAAAAAACCUCUGAAAUGUACAUAGGCUCAAAGUGCAGAUUCUGUGUGCAUCAAUGUGGAAGCUACAAUGAGACUGUAGUUUUAUCAGUAUCCAUCCAUGACUGUUUGGGUUCAAUAGUACCAAAUAUGUCUUUGUUGGAGUUGUAUGAAGGGAGACAUUUUAUAUUUAGCAAUAUUAUGUUUGAUUAUUUUAUGAAUUAAGGUACAUUUUAGCUUGUAUGAACUCUCAUUUCAGUAAAACAUUUUUGUUCUGUUCUCAGUAUUUUUAAUAUAUAUAUUUUUAAUAUAUAUAGUAUAUCUGAUUCAAACCACUCCAUUGCAUCUGAGAUGCAUUCAACAAACCAUACUUAUCAGUGUUUGCCUACAUACUAGUUUAUUGCCCACAAAUAAUAAAACAUGUUUUAUGCUAGCUGCAUAUGCACAUUGGUAAGUUGUAAUGUGGAGUCAUAUAUUGUAAAUUGUGAGAUGUGUUUGCUAUAAAAUACUAAAUUCUCUCUAAUACUAUGUAGAUACAGUAUUUGGCUUCAGAUUAAACAAGACCUGCUAAAUUGCACUUCUUGAAUAGUUUGUAUUGUUAGAUAAUUAUAAGGACAACUGCAGUUAGUGACAUGAUUAUUUGAGUUUCCACAGUGGCUUAAUGGGAAACCAUUGGUGUUGAACACACCAUAGAAACAGUAACUGUACUACAUUUCAUAUGUUUGG